This is a messenger RNA of Sardina pilchardus (European sardine), 345 nucleotides long. RefSeq names its product B-type lectin plumieribetin-like. The coding region runs from base 1 to 345 and encodes 114 amino acids. The record is from RefSeq and is a predicted model, not a curated record. The transcript has 2 exons. NCBI's taxonomy places the organism in Eukaryota, Metazoa, Chordata, Actinopteri, Clupeiformes, Clupeidae.
AUGAGCAAGAACUCUCUGUCCACCAAUCAAGAGCUCCGUAAGGGUGACUUCCUGAUGUCUAGCAACCAACAAUACAAGGCUGUCUUUCAGGAAGAUAGCAACUUCGUCAUCUAUGGCUGGAGUCCAAUCUGGGCCUCAAACACUUAUGGUAAACAAGACGCAUACCGCCUAGUUAUGCAGUCAGACUGCAACUUUGUCAUGUACACAAAAUCCGGUGAACCUUGUUGGGACACUGGCACUUAUAGUGAUUGUAAAGAUUAUCGGUGCCGUGUAUUUUUGCGUGAUGAUGGUGUCCUGGAAAUUGAUCGGAUUGGAGAGAAGAAGUGGACUUCAGAGAAGAAGUAG